Messenger RNA from Lottia gigantea (owl limpet), 741 nucleotides. RefSeq lists its product as hypothetical. Gene Ontology annotation, molecular function: metalloendopeptidase activity; zinc ion binding. The transcript has a single exon. NCBI's taxonomy places the organism in Eukaryota, Metazoa, Mollusca, Gastropoda, Lottiidae. The coding region runs from base 1 to 741 and encodes 246 amino acids. The record is from RefSeq and is a predicted model, not a curated record.
AUGGUGGAGUAUGUUUGUGAACCUGGAUAUUUCCCGUCAAUCAACCCAGUUUGUACCGAAGAUGGAACGUGGAGUGAGUUUGUCUGUUCACCGUAUUUUAAAUGUAGUGAAAUUAGAAAAUGUAAUGACAGUAUGGAAGAAAAGGAUUAUUGGCUGUAUGCUGCCGAUUACCAAACUCGAGUCAAAUUGUUCUGUAUAUGGGGUGUGGGUGCAUUUGUCAGUCUUCAACAUUCGAACAUGGGGUCCUUCUUGGAAUACACGAUAACAGGAACAGACUGCGCAACGAGUCCAUUAGAUAACCCAGAGACCAAGGGAGCUGGAACAACAGAAUUUCAAAAAAUAAAAUUGCAGAUACCCCAAGGUUAUAAAAUAAUUGUUUAUAUUCAUUUCGUCACAAAUAGUUCUUUAAAGCCCACAUAUUAUGGUUCAGCUAAAGAUUGUUACCCUAAAGAUAAUGGUUGUGGAGUUCUGGGAAAAUUUGUUAUCGACACCCGAGGGACGGGCUUCAAGUUUCCAGACUCUCUGACGUGGAAAACCGUGGGGAUAUCAGCAGUGAUUGGAAAUAUAACCCGGUCUAUGGGUGGUCAUGUGAUAACAGGAUUCUGUGGGGGAGAUUGUGGUGGAUACGAAGUCGAUGAAACCGGAAAUGGAACUCAUCUGCAGAUAGAUAUAAACGAUAUGCCGCCGUUCAAAACAGCAGAACUGUCAAUUUCUGGUUUAAUUGUUAAACAAUUCGUAUAA